Asparagus officinalis (garden asparagus) is the source of this 1476-nucleotide messenger RNA. Its product is annotated as GDSL esterase/lipase At2g23540-like. Gene Ontology annotation, molecular function: hydrolase activity, acting on ester bonds. The transcript has 5 exons. Lineage: Eukaryota; Viridiplantae; Streptophyta; Magnoliopsida; Asparagales; Asparagaceae. Bases 50 to 1150 code for a protein of 366 amino acids. The record is from RefSeq and is a predicted model, not a curated record.
UUCUCUUGCUAACACUCGUACUCGUUGAAGCAACGUUCAGAGCAUCAAUAUGGGCGUGUGCACGCUCACGUUUGUGGUGUUGUGCAGCAUGGUUGUUUUUGUUGUCGGAGGUGAAGAAGGAUUGGCAGCCUCCUUCAUUUUCGGUGACUCGCUUGUUGACGCUGGGAACAAUAACUUUCUUCCGACGUUGGCGAGGGCCAAUUUCCGGCCGAACGGUAUUGAUUUUGAGGCCACCGCCGGUGAGCCCACUGGCCGGUAUACCAACGGAAGAACCAUUGCGGAUAUAGUUGGAGAGUUAUUGGGCCAGGCCAACUAUGCACCACCAUUUCUAUCUCCAAAUACAACUGGCAAAGCUAUACUCUAUGGAGUGAACUAUGCAUCCGGAGGUGGAGGAAUCCUGACCCAAACAGGACGAAUAUUCAUUAAUAGGCUUGGGCUAGAUGUCCAAGCUGAUUACUUCAACAUUACAAGACAUCAAAUUGAUGAUCUCAUAGGAAAAUCCAAGGCAAAAGAGUUCAUAAUGAGAAAAUCCAUAUUCUCAAUCACCAUAGGAUCAAAUGAUUUCCUCAGUAACUAUCUCCUUCCUGUUAUCUCCAUGGUUGAAAAGAUGAGUGAGACCCCAAAUGACUUUGUGGAUCAUCUCAUCAAUCACUUUGAAGGCCAACUCAAGAGGCUUUAUUCUCUUGAUGCAAGGAAAUUUGUGAUAGGGAAUGUGGGACCUAUAGGAUGCAUACCUUAUCAAAAGACAAUAAAUCAAAUUGAGGAGACAGAGUGUGCUGGCUUACCAAAUAAACUUGCACUCCAAUACAAUAGCAAGUUAAGGGACUUGCUCGUUCAACUCAAUCAAGAACUCCCCGGAGCCAAAUUUGUUCUUGCAAAUGUUUAUGAUCUAGUUAUGGAACUGAUCACUAAUCAUAAAAAAUAUGGGUUCAAAACGGCAAGUUCCGCUUGUUGCGGAAAUGGAGGGAGAUUUGCUGGUAUAAUACCGUGUGGGCCCACCUCAAGUAUAUGCGAGAACCGCUCCGAAUACGUAUUUUGGGAUCCGUAUCAUCCAAGCGAGGCUGCCAACCUCAUAAUUGCGAAGAAACUCGUUGAUGGAGAGACCAAAUACAUUUCCCCCAUGAAUAUCCGAGCACUCAAAAACCUAUGAACAAAAUGCCAUAUAUUUUUUGGAAUAUUUGUUAUGAUUGCAAAGGAAACUUCUAUGUUGUGAGAUUGAUUAAGAGCUUGAGUGUCUCCUCAAAAAAAAAUUAAGAGCUUGAGUGUACUUAAUUUUAUACAUGCGAGAGUUAACAUAAACUUCUUAGAACUUGGGUGCUCUCAGUUUGUAUUUGUGUAUUGAAGCGUGGUUUGGUCUUCAGUAUGGACUAUUCGCGACGUGAGCGUUUAGAUGGCAUCCAGUAGAGAGUUAGAAAGAAGAUAUGUAUCUGAUGUUGGAGUCAGUAUGUACUCUUAAAUAACUUCUACUCAAUCGAC